UGAUUGGGCACCAUAUAAAGCAGUGUCAAACUGGAUUAUUUCUGCAGUGUGUUUUGGCCUUCUGUUAGCUAAGGUUUCUAUAAGUGGCUCAUUUGAGUACCAUAGGUCUUUUCCUGUGCACUAGAGUCAGACAAAACUCAAAAGCAAAAGAGGCAAUAGUUUUCAAAAUGCAGUUGUGCUAAGUGAACAUCACACCAGUUCUUGAAAGAUUAUUGGUAUCCUGACUUCUUGGAAUAGAAUGUCUGACAACAGACAGCAAGAUGACACCUGCCAGUUUUUAUUGAACCUAUCAGUUGGCUGGUAUUGCAAUCCUAUUUAUAAUGUGGAUGGAGGCCAUGAUGGAGGAACAAGAGAUACUGUUUGAAGAACAUUUGGAAAGAGCAAAAGCUGGAGACCCUAAAGCACAGACAGAGGUGGGAAGAUGCUACUUGAAAUUAGCAGAAGACCAGGAUGAAGAGCUGAACAACUGCACUGGAGUUGAGUGGUUGAUCCUUGCUGCGAAGCAAGGUCGAACAGAAGCUGUUAAACUGCUGCGGAAAUGUUUAGCAGAAAGAAGAGGCAUCACCUCAGAGAAUGAGGAAGAAGUGAAGAAAUUAUCAUCAGAGACUGAAUUGGAAAGAGCUGUGAGGAAAGCUGCCUUAAUCAUGUAUUGGAAAUUAAAUCCAAAAAAGAAAAAGCAGUUAGCUGUUUCAGAACUACUAGAAAAUGUUGGGCAUGUUGAUAGUGAAGACAGUGAGAAGCCACCUGGUCCAGUUCCAAAGUCUGUUCAGAAACAAAGAAGAAUGCUAGAACGACUGGUGAGCAGUGAAUCUAAGAAGUAUAUUGCCUUGGAUGAUUUUGUUGAAAUUACCAAAAAGUUGACAAAGGGCAUCAUCCCAAGUACAUACCUGUGCAGGAAUGAUGAAGGCGAAUUGGCAGGGAAGAGUCAGAGGAGCUACCCACUUCGACUCAGGUAAAAACUGGAUGUCAUAAAGUAUCCACUUCAUGCCAUUAUGGAGAUCAAAGAGCACCUUAUAGAUGUCGCAUCUAAAGCAGGAAUGCACUGGCUGUCCACUAUUGUUCCAACACAUCACAUUAAUGCACUCAUAUUCUUCUUCAUCAUCAGUAAUCUGACAAUUGACUUCUUUGCUUUUUUUAUCCCAUUAGUGAUCUUCUAUCUUUCCUUUAUUUCCAUGGUGAUUUGCACCCUCAAAGUAUUCCAGGAUAGUAAAGCAUGGGAAAACUUCCGUACCCUCACUGACCUGCUGCUCCGUUUUGAACCCAACCUAGAUGUCGAGGAAGCAGAAGUGAACUUUGGCUGGAACCAUUUAGAACCGUACCUUUACUUCCUGAUUUCUGUGUUCUUUGUCAUUUUUUCCUUCCCUAUAGCAAGCAAGGACUGGAUACCAUGCUCAGAAUUGGCUACAAUCUCUGUUUUCUUCAUGGUGACAAGUUAUGUGAGUUUGGGCACAAGUGCUGAACCAUACACACGAAGAGCAUUAAUGACAGAGGUUGCUGCAGGUGCUUUCUCCUUGAUGAAAGUUGUUCCUUUAAACUUGGGACAUUUGAAACUGUUGUGGAAAACGUUUUACAGCAUCCCUAUUGGCCACUUCUUUGUGCUGAACAUGAGCAUCCCUUGCCUUUUGUUUUUGUAUUUGUUUUAUCUUUUCUUUAAAAUGGCACAAUUGCAGAAUUUUAAAGGUACAUACUGCUAUCUUGUUCCUUACUUAGUAUGUUUCAUGUGGUGUGAACUCUCAGUGGUUAUUUUACAAGAAUCAUCUGGCAUAGGUCUAAUUCGUGCCUCAGUUGGUUAUUUCUUGUUCCUGUUUGCACUUCCUAUUUUAGUAGUAGGCAUUGCACUGAUGUGUCUCAUCCACUUCAUAAAAUGGUUUGUAACACAAGACCUUGUGAAGAUUGUGGCCACUGUUGCGCUAUGUGCUAUUCCAUUGAUUUUCCAGUGGUGGACAAGGGCCAGAGUCUCUGUAGUUGAAAUUAUAAAAUCCCUAACAAAAAGCUCAAUUGUUAAACUUAUUCUGGUAUGGUUGACUGCCAUAGUCCUAUUCUGUUGGUUUUAUGUGUACCGCUCAGAGGGGAUGAAAGUGUACAACUCCACCUUGACAUGGAAUCAAUAUGGAUUUUUGUGUGGUCCACGGGCUUGGAAAUCUACUAAUAUGGCACGCACCCAGAUUUUAUGUAGCCAUCUGGAGGGCCAUAGAGUGACAUGGACUGGAAGGUUCAAAUAUGUUAGAGUAACUGACAUUGACAAUAGUGCAGAAUCAGCAAUAAACAUGCUUCCUUUGUUUGUUGGUGAUUGGUUAAGAUGCUUAUAUGGUGAAACCUAUCCACCAUGUGACCCAAAAAACAUUACCUUAGAAGAGGAAGAACUCUGCCAAUUAAAGUAUCUGACAAAAUAUAAUUGCCACAUUAAAAGAUUUGACCGCUAUAAAUUUGAAAUAACAGUGGGUAUGCCUUUCAAUAGUGUGAAUGGAAGCAAACCUAUAGAGGAGGAAGAUGUAACAAAAGACAUUGUGCUGAAAGCCAGCAAUGAGUUUAAGAAAGUCUUGCUGAAUUUGAGGCAAGGAAGCCUUAUUGAAUUUAGUACAAUUCUGGAAGGCCGUCUUGGCAGCAAAUGGCCUGUAUUUGAACUGAAAGCCAUUUCAUGCUUAAACUGCAUGUCUAAACUUUCUCCUGCAGGGAGACAUGUGAAAGUAGAGCACGACUGGAGAAGCACGGUUCAAAUUGCUCUCAAUUUUGUAUUUAAUUUUUUCUUCUCCCCUUUUUUGUCAGUUGCCUGUGGAGCUUGAAUUGAACUUGCAGUCAUAACCAAAGAUAUGGCUCAAAAGCAACCACACAGCAAUGUUUCAAAUGAAUAUCACUUGUGCUGAGUACUGUGUAUGGUACACAUGCAGUCUUAAAUUAUUCUUACACUGCAAAAAUAUGUUUUAAAAGUUGACUUUAUAUGCAUAUUACAGGCACAAACUGAGUUAUAGGGAAAAGGGUUCUCAUUAAACGAAAGAUAGUAAAAGCACUUUACUCCAGAUAAUUCAUCCUUCUACUAUUAUACCUCUACACUUACAAUUUUACAAUAUAAAGCUGACUUUGCAUGUAAUGGCAUGUUAAUAUCAUUUAUGCAGUGACCCACAGAGAAAAAAAUUAGCUGCACUAUGAUACUGGACAUUGGUGCAAUUUGGACAGUUCUUCUAAGAAAGACUUUAAUUUAGUCACUUUGUUGUUAGCUGCCUUCAAGUCAACUUCAACUUAUAGUGACACUUUGAAUGAGAGCCUCCAAUUGCCUGUCCUCAACUGCUCUGCUCAGGCCUUACAGACUUAGGGCUGUGAUUUCCCUAAUUGAGUUUAUUUACCUAGUAUGUGGCCUUCUCUCGACCUUACCAAUUGGUUAGGUAUAUAUUGGAAUUAUUUGGUUAUAAUUUCUGUUAGAAAAGCAACAGGUCUUAUUAGCUAAUCUAAAUGGCUGAUCUGUAGGAAUUGACUAUGGACAUCAGUACCUGGUGCAUGAUCUGUAUAAAUUCAAACAUAAAAUUAAACAAGAAUUCAAAACUUGUGGCAUAAA
Messenger RNA from Sceloporus undulatus (fence lizard), 3550 nucleotides. It is a transcript of the gene WFS1, whose product is annotated as wolframin ER transmembrane glycoprotein. Gene Ontology annotation, biological process: endoplasmic reticulum unfolded protein response; calcium ion homeostasis. The record is from RefSeq and is a predicted model, not a curated record. Gene Ontology annotation, cellular component: endoplasmic reticulum; endoplasmic reticulum membrane. Gene Ontology annotation, molecular function: protein binding. Lineage: Eukaryota; Metazoa; Chordata; Lepidosauria; Squamata; Phrynosomatidae.